Molecule: messenger RNA, 5258 nt
Organism: Wyeomyia smithii (pitcher-plant mosquito)
Lineage: Eukaryota; Metazoa; Arthropoda; Insecta; Diptera; Culicidae
Exons: 5
Coding region: 200-1333 (377 amino acids)
Source: RefSeq, a predicted model, not a curated record
UUUUUGUUGCCCGUAUUGUUGGUUGAGUUGGAUAUCUAUGUUUCAAUAAUCUAAGACUGAAAUGAUAAGGAGUACCAUGAUAUUUUUCCGAGUGGAUAUGCUUUAGUUCACCCAACGGCCUACAAAUGGCAAGUUCAUAGUGUUGCUUUGAGAUUAUAUGCAGCGAAGCCCAACUUGGAUAUCUAUGUCUCUUUAGUCUAUGCCUAAAUCUUCUGGUGUCUUUUUACUCAUCAUGGCGUCCGACGCUGAAAACGGGGAAAUCUUUGCUGAAUAUGUAGUAGAUGAAGAAAUCAUAGAGCUAUUAAAAUCAUUCAACGUAAGUGCUGAGGGUAUAGAAAAAUUUAUCACCAACGGUUACGACGUGGAAUCUUUAAAAAUAAUUGAACGAGAAGAAGUUGAAGCUGUGCUGCAGUCGCCUCUGUUGGCUGAGAGAACAAAAUGUCUCGAUGGUUUGAACAAAUGGCGUAUUGCACUAGGACUGUGUCCAGUUACUACUCCUUUAAAAAGCACGAAUUCGUCUAACAUAAAUAACCCUGAUUCUCUCAAAACCGAGUUGAGAAAUCUGCCCCGUAACCAAUGGACAGCACUAUCUUUGAUUAAGAGAUCCAAGAAAGGAAGGUACAUACUGGAAAACUUCAAUUCGACAAAAGUUUUAUCGAGAACGGACCGCAAAUUUAUCACACAUCUCAUUAUUGAUGAAUUUGUUGAUGAAUUCGGGAAGCUGAAACAGGAGGAGUUGACAUUACAAUCAGAAGAAUUAAAACAUAUUUUUCCGUCGGUUGAUCAGUACGUGUGGUAUCAACCAAGAAUUAAGGUCGGUGAGAACGGCAAGAAAAUCAAAAUUAGCAAUACUGCAAAAGGUUGCCUAUACGACCGUAAUCACAAUUAUAAGCAAGUUCCGAAAUCCGCCGCACCAUCGCCAGCCCUAGAUUUACCGUCAUCAAGCAGUACCCAACCGUUUGUUGAUCUAUUCACAGAAGAAGCAGUGAUCAAAUAUCAGGCCACAAAAAUUUGGUUCCGACAUCACCACGGCGAGUGGGACGAUGUAAAAAAGCGGUGGGAGGAAACUAGUGCUUUUCGUUUGCACGAAAUCAGCCGGCUGGAAUCGGUCACUUACCAGAAGCUACUGGAUGAAUACCCGGUGCUGCGAAAUAGCAUUGGCUAUCAGUUGGUAAAACUGGAUUUCGGUUUCAAGUAUCCAACAAAAAGUUACCUACUAUUCUGCAUUUUCGCGUUGUUUCGCUCACGAGCUAAAAGCAUUUUCCCAAAGAUGACUAGAACAAGAUACCUGACUCUUGCAGAAUUCAUCGGACAUGAUUGUCGCUGCGCGUGAGCAAAAGUCGAACUAAUUUAUACUCUGUUAAUAUGAUGUAUACUUAACGUCAAAAUCAACUGACUACAACGCCAAGACAUGACUGCUGAAAGGUGAAACAAUUUUUUCAGUAUCCAUGUGGACGACUGUACGGUACUCCCAUACGAAAAAUGAUGAUAAUGUGUACGAAUGCUUAGUUCUCAAACAUGAAGCUUUCCGGAAGAAUCAAGAAUUAUCGGCGCAUCAUUUAAAAUUAAGCGUACCAUCAGAAAUUUUCUGAUAACCGCUAUGAGCACGCUCUACAGCCAAGUUUUUCACUCUUGCCGAGGUUAAUAAAGCAAAAAUCGGGUACCCCGGUGAACCUGACUAUAUGCACAAUGGUUCUGAAACCUGGCUUGCGACAUAUCAAACUUUAAGUUCUGGUAGAAUGGGACCUGAAAAUAAAUAUAACUCCUCAAUAUAAACCCCCACUCUGACAGUCAAUUUCACACUUUUCUUUUCGUACUUUGAAGUGCCAAAAAUAUGGCAAUAGCAUUAAGCGCAAAAAUGACAAUAUCAUUAAUCUGCAUUUUAUCUUAAGCGUCAAGCCGACCAAACUGCUACACCUUUUUCAUAUACAAACUUGAACAGCUCAACGAUCGAUGACGGACUAUGCACGAUAAAUCGGUUUUGCUCAUAGUGACAAUUUUAUGAGAAUUUAAGUCAUAAGAUGGCAGCACUAACCGUCGGAAAUCGGUCGUGCUCAAAAUGUAUGAAAAAUAUGGAUGUUAGGUAUCUUGUCCAGGUUAUCUUUGAUUUUCCGCAACGAGGUGCCCAAGCAAAUGAAACCACUUUUGGUAUUACUGUUAAACGAAGAGCUAUCGGAAGGUUUUUAUUUAUCCAUAUUUGAAAAAUGUUUUACACUAGAGAGAAGCCAGAUUUAAUUACUAUCCUGUGAAAAAUGUAAAAAUAUAUAAAGAAAGAAUUUCUGUUUCUAUUUGUAGAUUCCAGAGAUUGCAUCAGCAUAUUGCUCCUGCUGUCAAUUUGGCUAAGUUCAUUUACAGGUCUUCCUAACGGGAGGAGAUGGAAGCCGUCGCUGCAAGAAAGUCUUGAAAGUAGUAUUGUGCACUUAAGGACGCUGGCCGAUUAUGAAACAGAACUUUCCAGGAUUAGUAAACAAAAUCGUGACCGCAAGCUACCAGACUAUUCCGUGGUGGUAGUAGUUGGUGAUACAAUAAGUUGUGUCAACCAGUUUUUCGUUAACUAUAUUGACAUUUCCUACAAGGCGGAGACCUUCCUGAAAGCACUCGACACUACGUUUAAAAUCUACAAGGCCUACAAUAUAGAAUUCCAUGGACCGUUGGCUUCACUGGGGAAAUUUAUAUUUUUUUUUUAUUCUCGCUUAUUUUCCGUCGGUCUAGUUCCGCCACUGUUGUGGCCAAUCACCGACGCCCAGGGAGGCGACUCCACACCCAGGACCCUAACUCACGACCCGUUUAUUAACGGACCGGCGCCAACGGCUUUACUUCCUCAUGCGAUGGAAGGCGUGAUCCCAGAGAUUUUUCGUCUCAGAAAAUCUCCCGGUGUCGGCUAGGAUUGAAUCUAGACCAGUUGGGUUGGUUGUGAGUGGAUCACGCCACCUCACAACCAUCGACACCUAUGUCGGCGGUGGAAUUCGAACCCAGGCGUCGAGCGUGGUUGGCGGAGACGUUACCAACCACACUAGACCCCCGCUCUGAUCACUGAGAGAAAAUUUAAGAAAUGUUGAAGACGAUCAAUUUAUAUCAGUAUAUAAGGCUCACGAAACACAAAAAUCUCUAGACAUAAGGAAAAUAACAUCAGAAUUUAGUCGCUUAAGCAUUGGUUUAAACCUAAAGUGGUUGAAUAAGGAUACUGUCCCUCGAAAUUUAGUAUUUCAGUUUCAAAGUGAUGUGCGAUCCACUUUAUUGAAUCCCAUUAAUGAAAUUAUAACGGAAAUGACUGAUACUGGUUUAAUUUCACGGGAUGGUAGUUUCGUACUCAAAUCAGUCUUUUCAGCGAUCGAUACUUCACAAACCGAGUAGAAAUUCAUACGAGAUCUAAAACGAUUAGGAUUAUACGAAGAUCCAGUGUAUUUCAAUAUAAGUAGCGAAUUAAAACCAACUGUAGUUAAUCAAAAUUUUGAAAUGGUCGAAGACGAUGUGAAAGGAGUUUUGAUGCCAAUGAAAUUCCAGUUACGGAGAUACUUAGAAUCGGAAGAUUUAUUGGAUAUAUUGAUCGAUUUUUAGAGCCAUCUAACGAUGAAAUAAUUAGAUCUCUAAUUGAUGGUACCAUUUGGAAAGACAAAUUAAGAGGGCAUGAAAGUAAGUUGAACGUACCGAUCAAUAUUUUUUUUUGAUGAUUUUACGACCAGUGACACGGUUUCUCCGCAUGCCAGAAGCACUAAAGUGUGCGGCAUUUAUUACUACAUACCUUGUUUACCGCCAUUUGUAUUGUCACGACUUGUAAAUAUUCUCACGGCCCGAUAUAUCAUGUCUGAAGAUAGAAAACAUUUUGGAAAUUAGCAAACUCUUUAUCAACUCGUUGAGAUUUUGAGUGAUCUAGAAAACAUUGGAAUUUCUGUAAAAUACAAAGGUAGUGAGAUAACGGUUUUUUUAAAAGUAGGUUUUAUUACAGGAGAUAACUUAGGAUUGAGCGAAAUUUUGAAUUUAGUAGAAUCUCCUACAGCGAAUUAUUAUUGUCGCAUGUGCAUACGAAUCAGGAAAGAGAGAGAACAGGACUGUAUUGAAUACGAAGAUCCACUCAGAUCUACAGAGAUGUACGAAGAACACUUAGAGAUGAAUGACGUGUCAAGGACAGGUAUUAAAGGAAAUUGUAAUUUAAAUCGCAUACCUUCUUUCAACGUAGCUUCAAAUAUUUACUUUGAUGUGAUGCACGACGUGCCUGACUGAAGGCAUAUUUAUCUACGGUUUAUCUCAUUGCCUGCAUUAUUUUGUAAAUCAGAAAUAUUUUACUUUAGAUGAUCUUAACUGUCGGAAAAAUCUUUUCGUUUACGGUAAUUUGAAUUCAUCCAAUAUUCCGGCCGAUAUCAAAGACACAAAUCUAGUUAAUCAAAAAAUACGAAUGACUGCUAAUGAAAUUAUUACGUUAAUGCGUUUUUUAUCGUUAUUAAUUGGCAAACUAGUUCCAAGUGGAGAUCCAGUAUGGAUUUAUUUCUGUAGCUUACUUAAGAUUUUUGCUUUAGUUUUAAUGCAAGAUUUUCCAAUAAGUCUAAUUCAGGAGCUUAAAGACAUAGUCGAGGUUCACUAUAAGCAGUACGUCAUUUUGUUCAAAGAUACAUUGAAACCCAAGCACCAUAAUUUGGUUCAUUACGCCACAGCAAUAAUCAAAUCUGGUAGUUUACGUCGACAAUGGGAAAUGAGAUGCGAGGCCAAGCAUAAACAAGCAAAGCAGUAUACAAGAGCAAAUUAUAACAAACGUAAUAUUUGCAGUUCUUUAAUUACUAAAGCUAGUUUUAAAUUUGCCAAUGACAUUUUUCAAAGUUCUUUUGUAUCACCAUUCUUUGAGGUUAAAAAAGAGAACAUACUUGGCUCUAAAAUUCCAGAUGAGUAUAAAACUCUUUUAAAAUAUCAAGAAUGUGACAGACUGAGAAACAUUUACCAAAUUGAAUCAAUACUUAUGAAUAAAAAGAAAGAGAUAGUUCUACAAUGUUACGCAUAUAUUUCCGUUCAAUUCGAUGAACAUCUGCAAUCAUACGAACUGAAGCGUACUAGUAAUCUCAGCGUUGUUUAUAAUAUUUCUAAGUUAGAUUCGAAGCCUAUUAACAUACAUUUUGUUAAUGAAAAACCGCAUUUCCGAAUGUGUAACUUUUUUGAACUGAAUAGUUUUAUUAUUGGAUCAAUGGAUAUGUAACUUGUAAGCAUUGUAGAAUCAGUAACUGUUGGAACGAAGAACAUGUUAAAAUAAUUGUUAGUAAUAAAAUUUUUGU